Funneliformis caledonium is the source of this 2745-nucleotide messenger RNA. NCBI's taxonomy places the organism in Eukaryota, Fungi, Glomeromycota, Glomeromycetes, Glomerales, Glomeraceae. The record is from the annotation of a GenBank genome assembly.
AUGCACGAAGAAGAAAACCGGAGACCGUUACUAUCGCGUUCUCUGCCUGGUGAACAUACUGUCCCAAAUAGUCUACCAGCUUCUUUAUCUACCACAACAAAUAUUAAUUUAGCAGUUCAACCUCAACAACAAAGACAAGCUAAUACAUCUAAUACAAAUACCUUCUCAAAUAUUUCUUCGUCAUCGCCAACUCGUAGAAGUCUUUCUACCUCCAAUUCAAGUCAAAGUUUACUCAAGAAGUCUCUUUCAAUAAAACCUCGUGCUCAAUCAAAUCUUUACCCAGCUGCUACAAAUUCUCCUACUACUAAUAAUAACAGUAGUAGUAGUAACUCACCUUUAUACUCUCCCUCAACGCCUACUACUACUACCACUGAAAGUGAUACAAGUAAUAGGUCUUCUUUUGAAGACUUUGAUUAUUCUUCGCCUGGAACUGGUUCAAUCUCUAGUAGUAGCUCUUUAAACUCUCCUCUCUUUGCUUCAUCCACUUCUGAUACUUCAACAACAAAUUUCCCUUUUUAUACGAGGGAAAGGCAUCAAUCUUUAGUAGUUUUUUCUGGAAGAUCAAGUAAUAUAACUACUUCUUUACAAGGAAAUCAAGUUUUCCCUCAACCAACAACUACCACCUCAGCACCAACAAAUUCGACAAUAGGUUAUACAUGUCAUCAACUCAAUUCAAACUCUUCCUCAGCUUCACAGCCACAAUUUUCUUCUCCGCAGUCUCUUUUCUAUUCUCACCACCCCCAACAACAACUUUUUCCAAUUUCGCCAGGUUUAGGAUCUGCUGGUGGUGGUGAUGAUGAUAUAUCUACUACUACUUCUACUUCAUUAUGUCAACAAAAAACAACUAAACCCAUGCAGCGUCGUCCCAGCGGUGCUAGUUCACAACUCAAACGUUUGUUGAAUUUGAAAUCCGAAAAUUAUCCUUCAAAUCCUAAUUCAUUAUAUUCAGAUUCUGAAACUGAUUCGAUAGAAACCGACUCUGAUGCUUAUGUUACAAAUGAUGAACAAUCUUCUCUUGUUUUAUCUUCUUCAAUGAAAAGAAGGCCUUCUUUUCAAAGAUCUCCUACUCACAGAUUUUUUCCCGACUUAUCUGUUGAUGCUGAAGAAAAUCAUUUAAGUAAUUUACAUAUUAUUGAUGAAGGUUCUCCCGAAUUCACUUUUCCUAAAGUGAAACGAAAACUAUUAAAAGAUCUUGAAGAAACAAAAUGUCGUGCUGAUAAAAGUAUUAUGCAAAUCUUGGAAACUUGGUAUCAAUCUUAUCAGUAUCAAGAAUUAUUAAGUGAACUCUUUUAUGAUGGUUGGAGUGAUGAUGAUGACAAGCAAUCUUCUCCUAUAGCUGUUCGUAGAAGUAACUCUCAAAGAACUUUAAGUAAAUCUGCUACAUCUUUACCAUCAAAUCAUAAAAAGUUACUAACUCCAUCAAUAUCACCAACAACAUAUGCGCAAUAUAAUAAUAACAAUAAACAAAUUACUCAUAAAAUGGAAUCAAUAUCUUUACAUGGUGAUACUAAACCUAAAGAUAUUAUUUUUCAAAGAAAAGCGUCCGAAAGAAGAUUAAUUCAUUCUAAUAGUUGGCCUCAAUCUAUUUUGGCUUCAUCACAUACGCUCUUAUUGACUCGAAUUGAUCGAAUAGCCCGUCGUAUUUUAAAGACGGUAGUUCAUGAUUUAUUGAAUUUCAAUGUUGCGGUAGAAAUCAUGAAGGAAUUACAGGAACUUAUGAAAGCACAAAGAAAUAUGGCUGUAGGUAAUGCAGAUGCUGAAGAGCUUUUGACAAAGUUAGUUUAUGUCUUUGCAGAUGUAACGAGAGCUGUAGAAGCAGUGAAUCAUUCAUUUACCGAAACAAAUCCAGAAUUAUCUGGAGACGGCGGUAAUAAAGAUGAUAUGCCAACUACAGAGAAAAGAAAAUCUUUGACAAGCGGUGAAAUGGAUAGUAAGCUUAAUUCACUAUUACCGCCGCAGCCUGCGUUUAGUUCACCACUUGCGCGUCAUGUGUCUACUCCAAUUAAAACACAACAUUCAUCAUUCAAAGUUUCACUUGAACAAAGACGUGCAUCAGCAAACGAAGCCAUAUUUGAAAGCCCUAUAAUGUAUGUACCUCCACCACGUCCAUGCAUGGACGAUAAUCUAUUAACUUGGAGCAGUUUAACCAGAAAACAAGUUGAUCAGUUACUUCAUGAGGAGAUGAAUAGAGAAAUUGAUUUUGGUAUUAUACUUAAAAAACAACAAGAAGAUAUUGACCCUGAAUCAAAGAAGAAGGCCAAAAAGUCGAGACCAGUCAUGAACUUUUUAAAGUCUUUGAAGAAUGCAUUUCAUAGUCCGACAUCGUCAACAAGUGUGUCACCUACAGGAUCUCCGACUAGAUCAAUGGUUCAACCCAGUCCGAUGCGUAAUACACAUUUACCUAAACCACCACAGCCAGAAAAAUCUAGAUCGCUCUCUUUCGAUUCGCAAGCAUUUACAUUAUCACGACGUAGUUCUUCAAUUGUACCUAAUACAAUUAAUUCUGGAUUUUCAAUGUAUGAUUAUAUACUUUGUCGUAUUUGUGAAGAAAUGAUACCAAGUCAUGAAUUGGAUGCACAUUCCGAAAUUUGCGUUGUCACCACCGAUUAUGCAAUUAAAUUGCAAGAAUGUGAUGGUAGAUUACGUAGGUUAGUGAGUGAUGUAGCUAAAAGAAAGGCCGAGAUACUGGUAAGGAUUCGUUGUGUAAAAGAUGCUGAAAUGAUGGAGGAAAUUGGUUUAAAGUAA